This is a messenger RNA of Rhipicephalus microplus (southern cattle tick), 4686 nucleotides long. RefSeq names its product cell adhesion molecule Dscam2-like. Lineage: Eukaryota; Metazoa; Arthropoda; Arachnida; Ixodida; Ixodidae. The record is from RefSeq and is a predicted model, not a curated record.
AUGGAAGGCCCAGGGGAUUUCAUUCAUCUUGUGUUCUUUAUUGUGCAAUGGGACCACACAGUGCAUAGACCCCUGCCAUUUGGCCUGCAUCUAACUGUUACUGCCAUGGCCGAAAACAAGCCCGUGAUUUCGGGGCCCGCAGCCCAGUACUUCACCCACGAUUCGACCAUCGGUUUAGUUUUGCCAUCGCUGGGUUUUGAUGAGGAGCCCCCUGAGCGGUACCACUUCCUCAACACACUGGGCGGAUCCUUACGGUGCCGGGGACACGGUUUAGUUUUGCCAUCCCUGGGUUUUGAUGAGGAGCCCCCUGAGCGGUACCACUUCCUCAACACACUGGGCGGAUCCUUACGGUGCCGGGGACACGGUUCGCCUUCGCCCUCACUCUGGUGGAUCCACGCGGACGACCUGAACGGCUCUUCCUCAUCGGCGUCGUGGGCGGGCAGCGUCGGCAUCAUGAUGUCCACUCCGGCGGCGCUGUCCGAAGUGCCCGGCCUGCGGCACACGAGCGCCGACGGAUCGACGCUCCUCUUCCCAGCUUUCGGGGCCUCGGAGUUCCGCGCUCACGUCCAUUCGACAUCGUACCGCUGCGUACUCAGCAACGCACUCGGAAAGAUGGCUAGCCGCACCGUCAGGGUACGAGCAGUGAUCCAGCAAGAGUAUGAGGUGAACGUGCACGACGGCUUUGCCACAAGAGGGAGCACGGCCGUGCUGACAUGCCAGAUUCAGCCAGCGGCGGCCAAGGACUACACGAGUGUGCUAUCAUGGCUCAGAGAUGACAAGUACCUCAUCACUUCCGAAAGUCAGACGCAAGGGAAGUAUGCGCUAUACCCGAGUGGAGAACUUUACAUCCACGACGUAGACGAAAGAGACGCCGAGCGCUCCUAUCGGUGCCAAGUACUGGACCACACCACGAACGCUACGAAAGCAAACACGAGGCCUGCCAGAAUCAUACUUCAAGGUCCCCGAAAGUCCGAGGCUCCACGCGUGAUUUCUUGGACGAAGGAAGUGACGGUUGAAGAAGGCCAGCUAGCGACGCUCAGCUGCGCGGCACGUGGGAUGCCACUGCCAGCUUACCACUGGUUUCGCCAGUCCGGCGCAGACAUGAGGCCCCUGCUGGGCGCGCCAGCGCGCGGAUCUCAAUCAUCGUCCACAGGUGGCAGUCACCAGCAGGGACAUGCGUCGUCGUCUAGAGGCACCCUGUCACUCGGGCCUGCACACGUUCAAGACGCGGGUCGCUACGUGUGCCUUGUGAACAACACCUACGGCGAGGACAGAGUCUACGUGACUGUUAACGUCAGAGGCUCACCACUCGUGAGCGUGCAGCCCCGAUUUCAGCGAGUUCCUCUGGGAGCAUCCGUGACGUUGACUUGCAACGCCACCGGUGGCGGCGCUGGCGUGUUGGCGCGAGAGCUUCACUGGUACCGCAACCUGGUGCCCGUCCAGCCAUCGGCUGCGGACAGGGUGCGCUUGUUGGGCUCCUCUGUGCUACAGCUGAGCUCGGUCAAAGACGGACAGGAAGGCAUCUACCAGUGCCUGCUCGACAGCUCGCGGGAGUCGGCACAGGCGUCUGCGUUCGUCUUACUCAUGGUAACCAAGCCCGAACUGACUGUGACCUUCGCCGAGCAAAACACGUACCCGGGCAGCUUCGUGUCGCUCAAGUGCGCAGCGCGAGGUCAUCCGAUGCCCCGCGUGACGUGGACUCUGGACAGCGGGCCCGUGCCGUCGUCGCGGCGCGUGCUGCGAGGAGACUUCGUCACCGAGGACCACGUGGUGCACAGCUUCGUCAACCUGACGUCGGCCAACGUGACGCACGGCGGAGAGUACGCCUGCCAGGCCGAAAACGAGGCCGGCCGCGUCGCUCACUCGGCCUGGCUGAACGUGCUCGGCCCGCCGACGCCGCUACCGCCACGGAACCUCACCGUGCUCUCGGGCGAGACGCUAAGCCUCGCGUGCCCCGUCAAGGGACAUCCUUUCGCCUCCUUCACCUGGUACAAAGGAACACACGCGAAUCGGACUCUCGUCGAUGGCCAGCGAUACCGGAUGAAUAGCCAUGGACGUUUAACCAUCCAUGAUGUCGAUCGGAAAACUGAUGAUGGUGUCGUCGUGUGCUCGGCCACCAGUCCCGACGGUCGCACAGCUGAAGCACAAGUCAACCUCCACGUCGCAGUUCCCCCAACGAUCGCCCCGUUCUCGUUUCCCUCUUCGGUACGCGAGGGUGAACGAGCGAGUGCCCACUGCUUCGUCUCGUCGGGCGAUCGGCCGGUGUCGCUGUGGUGGCUCAAGGAUGGCCAUCCUCUACAACCAGGCCUUCUGGACGUCAAGCCGCAGCUCAUGAACGAGUUUCUUUCGGUUCUCUACUUCGAAAGCAUCGCCGAAGAGCACAACGGUUCCUACACAUGCGUUGCCAGCAACCCGUACGCUCGCACAAACGCCUCUGCUCAGCUGGUCGUGCAAGUGGCCCCCAAGUGGGUGUACACGCCAUCUAGCACCAACGCCCUGAAAGGAAGCACCAUGCGAUUUGACUGCCAGGCUGAUGGCUUCCCAACGCCAGUGAUCCGCUGGAAGAUGUCAACAGGAGGCGUCUCCAGCAGUUUUGUCACCAUACGGAGCAACGCCAAGCUGCAAGUGCUGGAAAACGGCUCGCUCGUCCUGCAACACGUGGAUGCUUCCGACGCAGGCAUCUACCUUUGUCAAGCCACCAAUGGAGUGGGUCCUGAGCUCACGCACGAGGCGAAAUUAACCGUUUCCGUCCCCGCCACCUUCAUCACCAGUUCCAUGUCGGUGACGUCUCGUAAGGGAGACAAAGUGCACCUGCAGUGUGACUCCAUCGGCGACCCUCCACUCACCAUCACGUGGUACCGUGACAACGUGCUUCUCGACAUGGACAGACACCCGAGGUACACCUUGAAUGAUCAUGAACGGGAGGAUGGCAUGGCGUCUCAGCUAUUGCUCCGUGAUGUCAGGACAAAUGACACUGGAACUUAUGCAUGCAAAGUAGCCAACAGCCAUGGCAAGGACGAAAUGUUCAUCAAGCUAACAGUGCAAGAGGCACCCUCUCCACCAACAAAUGUUCACGUGAGCCACCUAGCGAGCCGCUCUGUUUCCAUACGUUGGAGCGUACCUUUCGAUGGAAAUUCACCGAUCACCCAAUACGACUUCAAGAUACACUCUUCAAGAGAUGGCACUUCGCGCGUGAUUCCAAUUCCUGGAACACAGCUGGAAAUGACACUGGACAGCCUGAGCCCAAACUCUGCCUACAGGGUUGAAGUAGUCGCUGUCAACGGUAUUGGCACUGGCAAUCCGAGCGAGCCUCUGUUUUUCACCACCGACACAGAAGCACCAUCAGCGAAGCCCGUCGACUUGAAGGUCAUUCCACUCAACGCAACCAGCCUUCGUGUUACUUGGAAGAUGCUGCCAGGUGACAGCAAAAUUGCUGGCUACUAUGUUGGAUACAAAGCAGAAGCCGAUGGUCGCGCUGAAUCUUUUGUCUACAAGACAGUUGAGUCUCGCCCAGGCAAGACCCAAGAAUGCGACAUCAAGGAUCUACGUCCUGGUACGAAGUACACGGUAGUCGUUCAGGCGUACAACGGAAAGGGACCAGGGCCAACGUCUGACGAGACUGUGGGAGAAACUCCAACAUCAGACAUUGCUUCACUUUUUCGCGUGACCGUCAACUACACGUCAUCAACAGAACUACGCAUCAUUUGGCAUGACGUCAUCGGACCACGGCACGGCUACAAGCUCUUUAUUCGACCGAAUAUAAGUGACUGGGAAGUAUACAAGGUGGCAGGCACAACGAAUGGCUACACUUUCAGCAACCUGCGCUGUGGGACGCGUUAUGAAAUCUACGUCGAAGCACUUGGUGAGAGUAGACCUCGAAUGACGUCCAUAAUCACAGCCAGCACUAAAGGCUCCGUACCAGUGGCACCCGCACACCAACAGCCGCUGCUGGUGGAUAGCGAGAACGUGCCUCUAGACCUGGAAGCCUUCGGGGACGGAGGCUGCCCGAUCGGCCACUACGUGGUCAAGUACCGCGCUCUGGACGACGCCGAGUGGACCGUCGUGUCCAAGGAGGGCAGCAAAGGUCACGUCGUGGCGCUGAACAACCUCGAGAGAGGACGGCGCUACAAACUCCUCCUCGGUGCGGCCAACUCAGCGGGCUACACCGAGCGCCUGUACGACAUGCACGUGGCACCAGCCGCCAGCAAAGGUGUGUCUGAGACUUCGACAAGUGCGGCGUCUCAGCAAGAGAUGCACCGCAAACUGGCCGUGGUAACUUCCAUCGUGUGUUCGGUGGUUGUGCUGAUCGUCAUCAUUGUAGCCGCCUGCGUGGAGCUGGGAAGAAGGAGAAGAAGAGAGCGCACCGAUGCAGCCGCCUCAGAAAUAUACGCCGAACCGCGCUUGAAACCCGCUUCAAAAUGCGAGGAGGUCGCGCUGGCCACCUGGGACAAGCAAAAGGAGCCGCUACCAACACCAGCGCGCAACGGCGAACUGCCCCAUGCAGCACAGCAACAGCAGUUGCAGCAGGAGCAGUUGUAUGCCCCGUGCCCGUACGGCACUUCGUCGGGAGGUUGCGGCAAGCACGUAACCGAAGGCACCCUGGGAAGGCGGCAGCACACGAGGGCAGAGAUUGUCGAGGAAUUCUACGAUAUGCCUUUGCCGCCGGUGAGUGAAAGAGAUCAUUGA